Raphanus sativus (radish) is the source of this 2799-nucleotide messenger RNA. RefSeq lists its product as uncharacterized. The transcript has 6 exons. The record is from RefSeq and is a predicted model, not a curated record. The coding region runs from base 270 to 2705 and encodes 811 amino acids. NCBI's taxonomy places the organism in Eukaryota, Viridiplantae, Streptophyta, Magnoliopsida, Brassicales, Brassicaceae.
CGCUUCUUCCGCCCUUCCUUUAUUCCAACGAGCCUCCCAGAUACUCACUCCCUCUCUUCUUCUUCGUCUUUGUUUUAUAUCAUUUUCUCCCUCUUGUUUAAACCCUAGAUUGAUUAGUUUCGAGCUCAAAGCCCAGUAUUCAGCCUUCAGUUUCCUUCCAUCUGAAUCUAAUUAAGCGUUCGAUUACGAUUUAAGUUCAGUUGGUGUGGAUUUCAGGUUAUUCCUAGCUUAAUCUGUAGCUCUACGAAGUGAUUGUGUUUAAGAUUACAAUGGUGGAGGUCAGGAGCAGCACCCGUUUGAGUUCCCAGUUGCAUUGUAUCCGUGCCAUUAAAGACGGAUCGAUCGAAAUAGUGGCGAAUGUGGUUGCUAGUGGGAAGUCGAAGCUCAAGUUUAAACCUUUGGUUGAUGUAUACAAUCGGGGAAACACUGAAGGUGAAGUGCCGAUGGUGAUGUCGAGAGUGGUCAGGGAGUUGGAGAAGGAUUGUGAGAUGACACAUGGUGCUGAGGUGGAUGCGGAAAAUGAUACAGAAGAUUUUGAUAUGACACUGGAGAAGGUUCGGAAACAAUGCAGAGAAAAUAAAAGGAAACGUAGAGGUGAUACUGAGACAGUUUCGCUGGUUAAAGUUAAACAAGAGUCCUCCUUGACUCUUGAAACGGAAGAGGAAGGAUGUGAAGUUGAGGAGCCUCUUAGCAGUUGGAGUACGAAGAGAAGAAAGAAGAAGAAGAAAGAGCGUAAAACAAAGUGUGGUUCUACUUCCUCUCCAUCUGCGAAGAAAGUUGAUUUGCCUGUGUUGUGUGAUGUCAAGCCCGAGGCUUUCUGGGAUGAACUUGUUGUAAGUUGCCCUGUGACUAUCGACGUGAAUCUGGAGAAUCAAACUGAAGAUGAAGGAUGUGACGUUGAAGAGCCUCUUAGCAAUUGGAAUACGAAGAGAAGUAAGAAAAAGCAAGAGCUUAAAACAAAGUGUGGUUCUACAUCAACUCUAUCUGCAAAGAAAGGUGAUUAUCCUGUGUUAUGUGAUGUCAAGACUGAGGCUUCUUGGGAUGAUAGCUAUUUGGUUCCUGAAGCCAUGAAUAUCAUUGCCACUGAUCCUCUACUAGAUUUUGACAAAGAGACAGAAUCUACUUCAAAUAAGGAGCUGGUGGAAGAGGUUAUGCAUGACUUGGCCAAGGACACAAGAGUGAUUCUAUAUUGCGGUCCAGAGGCAAAUGCUCCUGGAAUGGUAGCCACUGAAGAGCCCAUAACUACAAAGCCGGUUGACAAAACUGUUGAACAUGCAUCAGAAGUGUUCAUCGAUGCAAGGAAAGCUCCAUGUUAUCUUGUUGAUACUCUUGCUCUUCACAACGUUUUGUGCAGUAGUGCGUCUAGAGAGGAGGAUGUAUUAGAGGUGACGCAAAAUUCAGAAUCUGAGACCAUUGCCUGUGUCAAGCACCUCAGUUAUACUAAUACAUGCUUGGGGAGCGAAGAAGUUAAAGAAGAUGAGGAAAGCAAUGAUUCAAAGACUAACUUGGACAUGAUCACAACUGGUUUAGAGAUUAUGAAGAUAAACGCUCCAGAAAUACUUGCUGGCUUAGACAUGACCGUAACUGGUUUGGAGAUUGUGAAGGUUGAUGCUCCAGAAAUGCUUGCUACUGAUACCUCAGAUUCGCUCACCAUGGAUUAUGGGAACGCCGAGCUUGUGUGGGGAAACGAAGACAUUGCUAAAGAUGAGCUUCCUGAAGCAACUGAUAUUCUCCAGUUGCACGUCUGCUGUGAUUCAGUGGAUAAUUUGCAAUCAGUUCCUGAUGACAGCACAAUUUCAGGAGAAAAAGAUCAUCUACCAGAAAGAUUGCAACAAUCUUCAUCCUCAGGGAAUGUAGUAGAUGAGGCAGGAGACCAAAAAUCAUCACAACUCUUUCAGGCACCACCUGAUGAGGUUAAAACCGCUGAAGAGAGUGACAGUAUCCAACAACAAGAGCUACACUCUCGACCUGGAAAACUACUCUCAGGGAGAAAGACUUUAUCUCCCAACUCUCAAGCAAAACUUUGCAAGGCAAUGGAGCACACCGAUUCACCUGAGAAGAUGUGUAAAAAAUCCAAAGGAAAACUCUACUUCAGUAGCCACAACUCACAUAGGAUCCUUAAGGCGCAUGGGCUGGACAGCAUCGACCGAGUGGAAGUGGUUCCAAAUCCAAAGCAACCCAUUCGAAAAGCAAACAAUAACACUCGGCAAACGCAGUAUCAAAGAGCCACAAACAAGUUUUCCCGUCGAGUUACCCAAGCAGCAAAGCAACAGCCUUUUAGCACUGGACGCACCUCGUUACAAGGAUGUACACAGAAAGCUAUUGCCUUCUCACAAGGGCAAAUACGUGAUUUCCAAUAUGUUGCAGCUAAGCUCACGAAAGAGCUCAAAUCGAUGAGACAGAUCACAAAGAGAUGUCUCCUAGCUGAAAGCAACCCCUCCAACAUGCCUGAGUGUAACUUAGAUGAGGUGAAAACUUUGAUUGGAAAAGCAGAAAAAACUGAAGAGAGUAGCAAGAAAUGGCUUUCGAUGAUUGAACGUGACUGUAAUCGGUUUUGCAAACUCAUGGGUAUGGUCAAAGAAGAUUCUCCAGAUACUGAAAAUAUUGUUGUUCAGAAGGAAAAGAAGAUUAAGUUCGCAGAUGAUGCAGGAGGAGAUCUUUGCCAUGUCAAGGUUUUUGAAGUUGAUUUAGAAUCUGAAUCAUAAACAACAGUGUGUAGACUAAGUGUAAACUCUCAUUAUUUGUAUAUUCAUGUUUUGUAUUUCACUUGAUAUAAGGAUUAUUCCCACAUUACAGCAA